AUGGAUGGCGAAAAAGCUGAAAAACAGUCGUUUUCGGGUAAUCUUCAUGGUUUGGGCUGGGCAGUGACCGGUUUUUUCAUCGUUGCAGAUCUUGUUGGUGGUGGUGUCGUUGCCAUGCCUGUAGCUUUUAAUAAGACAGGUCUUGAAGUUGGCAUUAUUUUUAUGAUAGCAAUAUGUAUAUUCCUAUCAUACACUGGAAAUUUACUUGGAGAAAACUGGGUUAUCAUGCAGGAAAGAUGGCCUGUGUAUCGCGAGCACUGUCGUAAUCCUUAUCCUCAAAUGGCAUAUAGAAGUAUGGGAACUCGAGUUAGAAACUUUGCUCACUUUUGUGUGAACUUUAACAACUUUGGUACAACUGUUGUGUAUAUAUUGUUGUCAUCACGGAUUAUUCACAAUUUUGUAGCGUAUUUCGAAGUUAACAUUAGCUUUUGCUGGAUGCUUGUCAUUGUUACAGUUUGUAUAUUUCCAGUAACGUUACUGAAGUCUCCCGCAGACUUCUGGUGGUUAGUUGUACUGGCUAUGAUUUUCACUAUAGCUGCAGUAAUCAUGGUAAUAGUGAGUAUAGGAAUUGAUUUCAAAGACUGCACCUCAGAUGUACAUUAUCCUGAAUUUUCAUUUUUAAAAUCUCUUCUAACUCUUGGCACCUUUAUCUUCGCCUUCAGCGGACAUACAGUCCUACCUACUAUCCAGCAUGACAUGAAAAAUCCGAAAGACUUUACAAAAUCAGUAAUUCUCGGCUUUCUUAUGGUCUCAAUUUUAUAUAUACCAAUUUCUAUAUUUGCGUACGUUACCUACGGAGACAGUAUGGACGAGUCUGUAAUUGAUUCUGUACAAAUUCCUUGGAUACGAUAUGCAGCAGAUCUCUCAAUAGCUUUUCACUGUAUAUUAACGAUGAUAAUCACUGUCAAUCCUGUAAACCAGCAAGUUGAAAAAAUUUUUAAGGCUCCACACAAAUUCUGUCUAAAAAGACUUGUCAUUCGCACGUGUGUCUUAGCCGCUGCACUUUUCGUGGCGUUAUCAAUCCCUGUUUUCACCUCAUUGAUGGACUUGUUCGGGUGCACUACGAUUCCUCCCUGCUGCGUAUUUUUGCCGUGUUUAUUCAAUAUGUGGUUCAAGGCUGCUAAGUAUGAUGAGAAGACAAAAGAGUAUAUUCGGCCGACUAUUAAAGAAGUUAUUCAACGAACGCCAAAAGUCAGGUUAUGCUGGCAUCUUUUAAUCAUGGUGGGAGCUGUGAUCAGUUUUUAUAUGGCUCUACUAGACUUUAUUCAAGUAACCUUCACCUACCCUUGCUACGUGAUGCCGUUCGUCUCCAGUAACGAAGAAUCUUUCAAUGGUCACGUAAUCAACUGCUGUGGGAGAUACAAAAACAUCAGUGUACACAACGAUGUAUCAUUUUGCCGAAAUAUAUCGGCUAUAGAAUAG
Molecule: messenger RNA, 1422 nt
Organism: Enterobius vermicularis (human pinworm)
Lineage: Eukaryota; Metazoa; Nematoda; Chromadorea; Rhabditida; Oxyuridae
Source: the annotation of a GenBank genome assembly